AUGGUGACGGCUAAACGUUCGAUCUCGGACUUCGAGCAACUUCGCCAGUUCUUCGAUAAGCUGGCUGCCAACAAGUCGCAAACUUCCCUAGCCACUCGUGGCGACGACGAGGCCGAUGCGCAGGAUAUUGCGAGCGUCCUGAAUGGUAUCGUUCCGCCCAGCCGUCUCCCUCGAUUCGGAACGCGUAGCCUGCGCUUCAAGAACAAGAAUGCUUCCGAGAUAUUGAAUACAGACGACGCCUCUGACGACGCCUCCAUCAUCUCCACGGGAAAGUUUCCCUCCGAAGGAAAGCGAUAUCCGUUUACGUUCAAGUUGAUGAUCCACAAAUUGUACGCACUGGAGGAAUGGGCAAAGAAAGUCAGGGACGUGCUGGAUAUAUCUCAGAAGCAAUUUAGGCCUCUUGCUGAGAUCGAGGAACGUGGAGAGGCAGAAGGGCAGUGCGACGCCGACAAAGGGUAUGGAAGGGCGAGGGCCAUGUCUAGCGCUGGAAGGAGGCCGUUGACGGUGCGAACGCGCACCCAUUCCACAGCCGGCCACCUUGGUCGGAGGCAUUCACCUUCACCUAUGUCGCCUUCUCGCGUAGCGCCGCCAUCGCCAACGAAGCUGUCGUCGCCGACAAAGAAACAAUUCCCUCAGGACGAACACGUUCGAGCGAUCAAGAAGCGAUGCGUUGGGAGGCGCAAGUCUUCGAGCGCUGUAGGAGACGUCGCAUCAAGCUAUACUGGUGCCUGGGUAUAUGACGCGGCGGCUUCUUCGUUAGCGACAUCCGAUUCAAUUUCCCGUCGCCGAGCUUUGGCCGGGGACAGUGGGAAGGAAUCUAUUAAGAAAGGGAAAUACGGAGAGUUAGAGAAUGGGAAGAAAGUGUCGGGGCACAAGCGGCGCGUGUCUUCAGCGGCGGGGGAAUGGAAGAGCUGCAGACCCUUGAAUAAUAUCAAUACUACCAAGCCAACAGAAGAGGAGAUUUAG
Pleurotus ostreatus (oyster mushroom) is the source of this 966-nucleotide messenger RNA. RefSeq lists its product as uncharacterized. The coding region runs from base 1 to 966 and encodes 321 amino acids. The record is from RefSeq and is a predicted model, not a curated record. Lineage: Eukaryota; Fungi; Basidiomycota; Agaricomycetes; Agaricales; Pleurotaceae. The transcript has a single exon.